Molecule: messenger RNA, 1002 nt
Organism: Phymastichus coffea
Lineage: Eukaryota; Metazoa; Arthropoda; Insecta; Hymenoptera; Eulophidae
Exons: 6
Coding region: 137-994 (285 amino acids)
Source: RefSeq, a predicted model, not a curated record
AGAGAGAAGCAUUGUCGAGCUUGCAGCUAUUACUCGUACACUGGAUUACACUUAAGCUUGCAUUGACGUUGCUGCCGAUACACAGACCAAUCUCGUUUGCUAAGACGAUGCCGUAUCCGAGCGUUCCUCUAAACAAAUGGUCAACUGUUGCUGCUGUCAUUACGACCCUUUCGACGACGACACACCUGAGACAAGAAUCAAGGACUUGUCGUUUGCCUUGAGGAAACUCUCGGCCAUGAAAUGUCAGAUGAGGAAGUGGAGACUCGAAAGACUCGAGCUUGAGAGUCAACUUAGAGUACUGACCAAAAUUCUUAGGGCAAACGGCGUCAAUGUGGAUACGGUGCUAAAAGUGGACCCGUUAGUGACACAUCUAAGAGCUGAGUAUCAGAAACUUGAGAACCUUAAAGCAGCACUAGAGGACGAGGUGAGAGACUUGAGGGAGACGAUUAAGGAACGCCAAUGUUUUGAGGAUGAACCUUGCAAGGCUGUGAUUUACGCGCGUGAAAAGAUGCUCGAAUUACGUGCCCGAUGCGCCACCGAGAAGAGACGGUUGCGAGAGACAAUGGGCAAUCUGCAAUUAAAACUGGAGGAGGCUUCGGCGAGGCUAACGAACGAGGUCGAUCAGCAGCAGGUGUCCGAGAAAUCGAUUGGCGAACUUUGCUCCCAACUGAAAAAGGAAAACAAACGCCUACUCGUCGAGGUCGAAACUUUAAAAAAAUUUCAGAAAUUGGAGAGUCCCAAGACUGUUGAUGUGACUAAGUUGUGUGAACGAAUGCAUGCUCUCGAGUGUGAAUUGACUCAGAUGCGACAUCAACUUGCCGAGAGGGACGCUAUGAUUCAAGAUCUAGAGAAGAGAUUGCAGACUCAACGACGUAACUCUACGCAACUUGAGAAGGUGGCUGUUAGUCAACGAGCUCUUGGUGACCAAAAUGUUGCAAUAAAAGCUAAGCAGAAGCAACAAAACGAGAUGCCUCGCUGUAAACCUCAAGCCUAGUGAUGGAU